Stomoxys calcitrans (stable fly) is the source of this 727-nucleotide messenger RNA. RefSeq lists its product as uncharacterized. Bases 71 to 727 code for a protein of 218 amino acids. The record is from RefSeq and is a predicted model, not a curated record. NCBI's taxonomy places the organism in Eukaryota, Metazoa, Arthropoda, Insecta, Diptera, Muscidae. The transcript is spliced from 4 exons.
CUUUGUGUUUGAGUGGUCAGUUUCUACGGAAUACUUGCAGGAGAAACACUGAUUUCCUUUAAGAGUCACAAUGCUUGCGAUCGGCAUAUUCUGCUUCAUAUUCUUGGCAAAUGGCAUCGCAAACGCCCAAAAUACUCCAGCAUCAUGUUUCCAAUCUCAGAGCAUGUCAUUCGAUGCAUCUCAGUUAAACGGCACCUGGUGGGAAGUGGCUCGUAAUCCUGCUCCAUCUGGCAAUUGGGAUUGUGUGGAGGUUGAUUUUAUCGCAGAGCCACAGAACAAUCUUCUUAUUGAGACAACUUACUCGAAUACACCCAGCUACUUGUGGGUCAAUCAGACUAUGUACACCACCGUAAAUCUGAACAAUCCCACUGGCAAUGGCUUCAAUAUCUCCUAUGUGAAUGGUCUUACCAAUACCUCCUACACCGUCUACAAGUUGCUGCAAACUGAUUAUGAAAACUAUGCGUUUAUUUGCGGCUACACCAAUGCCAGUGACCCCACGACAACGUUUGGUAUUGUCCUCACUCGCCAACGUUAUCCCAAUGCUACGGUUCUCAAUCAUUACGAGACGAUGGCUUCCAACAACUAUGCUGAUUUUACCAAUGGCACAAUGUCCCUGAUAACACAAUCCCCCACGUGCUAUGCAGCCGGAGCCUAUGGCCUUUACGAAUAUUCCAUUGUGGGCACACUUCUUGCUCUGAUGCAAGCCCUCAUGCAUUUUGCCAUGUGA